Molecule: messenger RNA, 636 nt
Organism: Cornus florida
Lineage: Eukaryota; Viridiplantae; Streptophyta; Magnoliopsida; Cornales; Cornaceae
Product: protein FAR1-RELATED SEQUENCE 5-like
Exons: 4
Coding region: 1-636 (211 amino acids)
Biological process (GO): regulation of DNA-templated transcription
Source: RefSeq, a predicted model, not a curated record
AUGGAGUUUGAUAGUGAGGAAGAGGCAUAUGAUUUUUACAAUGCAUAUGGUGGUCGAAUUGGUUUUAGCAUCCGGAAGGAGUAUGGCAAUAAAGUUAAUGGAAGAAUUACAUCAAGGGUGUUAGUUUGUAGCAAGGAAGGUGUGAAGGGGAUUGACAAACGAGAUGUAUUUAGAAAGACGCCCCGGACUGAAACACGAACCAAUUGCAGUGCACGAAUGGUUAUUAGAUAUGACAAGACAAAGGUCAUUGAUGUUGAGUUGGCUUCGGAUUCAGGAGUUCCGGCUUGUAAUGCAUAUGAGUUGAUGGGAAGGCAGUCUGGUGGCAAAGAAUCAAUUGGUUUAGAGAUGUUAUCAGUUUCAACACAACAUACAAAGUGGUACACGGUAACAGACCAUUUGCAAUUUUUGGGUAUGAAUCAUCACCGGGAGACCGCUGUGUUUGGAGUAGCCUUAAUGUAUGAUGAGACAGCGGAUUCGUUUGUCUGGUUAUUUGAAACGUUCUUAAAAGUGAUGGGCGGAAAAGCGCCAAAGACUAUUGUUACUGAUCAAGACGCUGCAAUGGCGAAGGCAUUAAAGCAGGUCAUGCCGAUGAUGAAGCAUCAUUUAUGUGUUUGGCACUUAAUGAAUAAUGAAUAG